AAUGUGUGUGAUUUGCGGGUGAAUGAUGAGGGGGGGGGGGGUGCAGCCUGGUCUGGCCGCCUCCCCCUUAUAAAAACUCCAACACGACCACCGUUUCUUCCUCUUUCUGUUACCUGGCUAGGGGCAGCUGCGCAGGCCGUGUAAUCAAGGAACACCGAAACUAAGCAACAAUGGGAAAGGAAAAGACCCACAUUAACAUCGUGGUUAUUGGCCAUGUCGACUCCGGCAAGUCCACCACCACCGGCCACUUGAUCUACAAGUGCGGAGGCAUCGACAAGAGAACUAUUGAGAAGUUCGAGAAGGAAGCCGCCGAGAUGGGCAAGGGCUCCUUCAAGUAUGCCUGGGUGCUGGACAAGCUGAAGGCCGAGCGUGAGCGUGGUAUCACCAUUGACAUCGCUCUGUGGAAGUUUGAGACCAGCAAGUACUACGUCACCAUCAUCGAUGCCCCCGGACACAGGGACUUCAUCAAGAACAUGAUCACUGGUACCUCUCAGGCUGACUGCGCCGUACUGAUUGUUGCUGGUGGUGUUGGCGAGUUUGAGGCUGGUAUCUCCAAGAACGGCCAGACCCGCGAGCACGCCCUGUUGGCCUUCACCCUGGGUGUGAAGCAGCUCAUCGUUGGUGUCAACAAGAUGGACUCCACCGAGCCCCCAUACAGCCAGAAGCGUUUUGAGGAGAUCACCAAGGAAGUGAGCACCUACAUCAAGAAGAUUGGCUACAACCCCGCCACAGUAGCCUUUGUGCCCAUCUCUGGAUGGCAUGGUGACAACAUGCUGGAGGCCAGUGACAAGAUGUCCUGGUUCAAGGGUUGGAAGAUUGAGCGCAAGGAGGGCAACGCCAGUGGAACCACCCUGCUCGAGGCCCUGGAUGCCAUCCUGCCCCCAAGCCGCCCAACUGACAAGCCUCUUCGUCUGCCCCUGCAGGACGUCUACAAGAUUGGCGGUAUUGGAACAGUGCCCGUUGGUCGUGUGGAGACUGGUGUCCUGAAGGCUGGUAUGGUUGUGACCUUUGCCCCUGCCAACGUGACCACUGAGGUCAAGUCUGUGGAGAUGCACCACGAGACCCUGUCUGAGGCUGCCCCUGGGGACAAUGUUGGCUUCAAUGUUAAGAACGUGUCUGUCAAGGAAAUCCGUCGUGGAAACGUGGCUGGUGACAGCAAGAACGACCCACCCAUGCAAGCUGACACCUUCACUGCUCAGGUCAUUAUCCUGAACCACCCUGGCCAGAUUUCCCAGGGCUAUGCCCCCGUGCUGGACUGCCACACCGCUCACAUUGCCUGCAAGUUCACCGAGCUCAAGGAGAAGAUCGACCGUCGUUCCGGCAAGAAGCUUGAGGACAACCCCAAGAGCCUCAAGUCCGGAGAUGCCGCCAUUGUCACCAUGACCCCUGGCAAGCCAAUGUGUGUGGAGAGCUUCUCCGAAUACCCUCCCCUCGGUCGUUUUGCUGUGCGUGACAUGAGGCAGACGGUGGCUGUCGGUGUCAUCAAGGCUGUGGACAAGAAGGCCGCCAGCGGUGGCAAGGUUACCAAGUCUGCACAGAAGGCUGGUAGUGGUAAAAAGUGAAUUCUGUUCCUGGAGGCUGCCCCUCAGGUUGGCGGAUCUGCAGCGCAACACCCUGCAGAAGAUUCUCAGAAGAACAACCUGAGCUCUCUAUUAAAGGACUGGUUAAUGUUGAUAAAAACCCAUCGCAAAAGUUUUCGCAGGAAAGAAACACCCAAAUAUGGAUGACGUUCUAUAUGGCAUCGUCUUACCUGAAUCACAAGACGACAGUGCCUCUUUUCAGUUUAAACAUGAAUUUUAAGUUGGGAAUGGUUUAGAACUUUGUUGCUUUUGAUGCCACAUUAAUUGGAAAGUAAGCUGCUGGUAACUAAUAAAGGUCUUCGAAAAUA
Lampris incognitus (smalleye Pacific opah) is the source of this 1888-nucleotide messenger RNA. RefSeq names its product elongation factor 1-alpha-like. Gene Ontology annotation, molecular function: translation elongation factor activity; GTPase activity; GTP binding. The transcript is spliced from 8 exons. Gene Ontology annotation, biological process: translational elongation; translation. The record is from RefSeq and is a predicted model, not a curated record. Lineage: Eukaryota; Metazoa; Chordata; Actinopteri; Lampriformes; Lampridae. The coding region runs from base 171 to 1562 and encodes 463 amino acids.